Penaeus vannamei (Pacific white shrimp) is the source of this 1174-nucleotide messenger RNA. The record is from RefSeq and is a predicted model, not a curated record. NCBI's taxonomy places the organism in Eukaryota, Metazoa, Arthropoda, Malacostraca, Decapoda, Penaeidae.
CGUGCAUUUCAUCGUCAGUACGUGCGCGUGUGUGUAUAAGAGAGCCUGUCGCUAGCUGUCAGUACGUUCGCGUCUGUAACUUUAUAGAGAAAUGUAUGAUUAAAUAUGGACUCCUUGUCGUUUCUUAGACAUCCUAUGACUUCAUUAGAAUCCCUCAAGAGAGGAGUGGAGGAGUUGGAGUCUCGCGUCACUACUCUGGAGGAAGCGGUCGACGACGAAGCUCUCCUCAGCGUCAAAGCCCACCACAUCUUGAAGCAGAGUGAGAGACAUGUGCAGGAGCUCACAUUCCAGGCGGCGGAGGACCGUAGCAACACUGCCAGGAUGAUGGACCGCGUGGCAGAGUUGCAGAGGCAGCUGGUCAGGUGUGCCGCCCAGCUGGAGGAGGCCAAGCACUCCGCUGCCGUCAACUUGGCCAAGUACCGAGAGGUGGAGCUGCAGAAGGAAAUGGCUGCCAAGGAGCGCGGAGGAAGGAGAACGUACUAGGUGGCGCUCCUGGCAUCACGCUUUCGACGCGACUGUUGACGGAAGUCGCGUUCGAUGAAAAAACGACGUGGAUUUUGGAUUGAGUUUGGCAUAUUUGGAAUGAAUUUAACCCUUGGCAGAGAUAACCAUAACCGUAGAUUUGUUUGCUCUGUGGCUUAGAAGCGACUUAAAAUUAUGGACAAUUUGUGUUGAGUGUUGUGUGCCUUUUAAAGCUUUCGUCAGUCCCAUGAGCUUAAAAGAAGUCACAGACGCAAUGUUGUUGUCUGCGAAGAUAAGGCUUGGUAUGCGAAUGGUGGAACAAUCAAAAGAAGUCUAUAUGCCAUAACCUUAAAUUGCACUGAACCAGUAUUUUAUAGUACGACAAAAUCAAAGCUGGCGCUAUAGAUGCUAUAGAAAUUAUACUGGUCCUUUGAUCACAUACAAUUCUCUCGGUGGCAAACUUUCGAACGAACAAUGCGAACAAUAUCGACGCCUCUUUCCUAGUGCCAUAUAUACCAGAAGCAAAAAUUUCGUUGUAGAAAUACAAAUACAACUAGUAGGAGAGCUUUACACACUACCUGGCAGUGUGAUUGACAAUGAAAGAUAAUAUGAUUCAGUUAUUUCCCUUUUCUCAUUCAGUAUUGUUUUGUUUCCCUAUUCCCCAAUAUUUUUUGUGAAUUAUGCAGUAGUUUGGAAUAAAUGAGAGAAACGA